AUGGCUACCAGCGGAUCAGCUAAAUACCGUGUUGUUUCCCAUAAUACUGUUCCUGUUCCUUUCGAUCAACAAUAUUUCGACCUCGAUGAUGCGAUGAUGAUGCCGGAGAACCUUCAAGCCACGCUUCAAACAGUCAUCCAUUUGGUUUCCGACAUGCCGACGGUUCAUUAUGCAACCGGUAGUUGCUCCAUUUGCAUGGAAAGUUUCUGGUCGUCGGAGGGUACUUCAGCUGCUCCUAGGCAAGUCUCAUGUGGCCAUGUUUAUCACCAUAAUUGUAUUACCGAUUGGCUCUUAAAUAGCAACAGCUAUUCUUGCCCUCUUUGCCGCCGCCAAGUUUCCCGAUGA
Gossypium arboreum is the source of this 345-nucleotide messenger RNA. RefSeq names its product probable E3 ubiquitin-protein ligase RHA1A. The coding region runs from base 1 to 345 and encodes 114 amino acids. The transcript has a single exon. NCBI's taxonomy places the organism in Eukaryota, Viridiplantae, Streptophyta, Magnoliopsida, Malvales, Malvaceae. The record is from RefSeq and is a predicted model, not a curated record.